AUGACUCCAACUAAGCAACACCACCUCCAUGCUCUCCUGCUCCUCCUCAUAUGCUCCUACUCCAUAGAUGCUGCAGCCAAGCAUAAUGCCGCCGUCCCUUGCCACCCAGAUCAAGCUUCUUCCCUGCUCCAGUUGAAACAGUCCUUCAUCGACGUCGAUGCAAGCUUGGCUUCAUGGCGAGCUGGAAGUGACUGCUGUCACUGGGAGGGCGUCGCCUGUGAUGUGUCCUCGGGGAGAGUCGUUUCCCUAGACCUUGGUGGGUAUAACUUGGUGAGCCGUCGUCUUGACCCAGCAAUCUUCAACCUCACAUCUCUGCGGAACCUCAGCCUUGCGUACAAUGACUUCGGCGCCGCCAACCUCCCAUCUUAUGGGUUCGAGCACUUGACAAAUAUCAUCCAUCUCAACUUCUCCCUUACCAAUUUUUUUGGCCAGAUUCCCAUUGGAAUUGCUCGGCUCAAGAACCUUGUCACUCUUGAUUUUUCUGAUAAUUAUGGCUUAUAUAUGCAAGAGCCAAACUUCCAGACCUUCAUGGCAAAUCUAAGCUAUCUGAGAGAACUCCGCCUUGAUGGAGUGGACAUCUCCACCAGCGGAUCAAAUUGGUCCAUUGUUCUGGCGGACUCUGUUCCUCAGCUGCAAAUUCUUAGCUUGUUUCUGUGCGGUAUGUCUGGCCCUAUCCAUCAUUCUUUCUCGAGGCUUCGUUCCCUAACGAUUAUCGAUCUCGGAAACAAUUGGGGGCUCACUGGCAAAGUUCCUGACUUCUUUGCUGAAUUUUCUUCCUUGAGAAUUCUUGAUAUAUCAGGAUGUUCUUUUAGAGGGCAGAUUCCAACAAAAAUUAUCCUGAUGAAAAGUUUGAGGGUGCUAGAUUUGUCAAGGAGCCCUAAUAUUUCGGUCUGCUUACCAGAUUUCCCUCUUGGUAAUGACCUGGAGACAUUAAAUCUAGCAGGGACCACCGUGUCUUGUGAUAUACAGCCAUCUCUUACAAAUCUCAAGUCUUAGAAGAAUUUGGGUCUAAGCA
Molecule: messenger RNA, 1015 nt
Organism: Triticum aestivum (bread wheat)
Lineage: Eukaryota; Viridiplantae; Streptophyta; Magnoliopsida; Poales; Poaceae
Product: receptor-like protein 6
Exons: 1
Coding region: 1-996 (331 amino acids)
Molecular function (GO): protein binding
Source: RefSeq, a predicted model, not a curated record